CUACAUCAGCUGCCACUCCAAAUCUCUGGGGGAAAUGAACUUCUCACUAUGUGUGCCAGCCAGGAUUUUGAAUGCAACCUUCUCCCGCUAUAGAGAAGUGGCCUCAAACGCCUCCUUCACUCUGGAUAAAACUUCGUUUCAAAACUUGCAAGAAUUGAUCAUCUAUCCUCCAUACUCCAAGACAAUGAUGUUCCUGAUCCCGCCAAUAUUGUGCCUUACAGCAGCUGUCCUGAUCAACCCUUUCAUUUUGUUUGUGAUUCUUUCCCGUGUCAACAUCCGUCAGGAGACAAGAUACCUGCUGUUGGGAAAUGCUUUGCUCUGUGAUUUGUUAUAUCUGAUACUCUAUGCUAUGUCUGCAGUUUUCAAUGUAAUGCAACUCCACCUUCCCAAGAACCCUUGUGUGCUCCUGUUGUUUCUGCUGGCCAUGACUUACUGCGGAGGGUUGCUAACAGCUGCUGCCAUGGUGCUGGAUACAUACUUGGCCAUUUUGUGGCCUUUGCAUUACAUCUCCAUUUUGCCAUCAUCACGAGCAAAGAAGCUGAUACUGUUCCUAUGGAUCUUGUCUGGGAUUUUCCCUGGGAUUGUCUUCUUAAUACUCAAGUUUACCCAGAAACCCACUGUAUGUCCAGUGGAAAACUGCUCUGUCCCCAUAAUACUGGUGAUGACUCUACAUGGAGAUGGGGCCGUGAAAUCCUGCUAUGUAGUCUCAGUUUCUGCCCUUUUUCUCUGUCUGUCCCUCAUACUUUGUUGUUAUAUGAUCCUGUAUUUCAAAACAAAGCAGUCAGGCAUAUGGAAAAGCAUGUUCUCUAGAGCCAGUGUGACGUUCCUGAUGCAUCACAUUCUCUUGUUCUUUCAUUUCUCUCCCCUCUUGGCUAUUGUGGUGGACUCCUUGCUUUAUGUCAAUGCCGUCAUUGGGACACAGACAGGGAUAUUGGUCUCUUUGAUAAUAUGCAAUGUGCUGAUAAUCUUGCCCAAAGCUCUGUUGCCUUAUCUGUGUGGGCUUCGAUACAGGGAGAUAGCCUCAUCCCUCAAGUUCUUCUUCAGACGGAAGCGCAUGACUGCCGUGUCUCCAGUCUCAACCACUUGAGCAGAAAUAUACAAAAGACUUGUCGUGAUUU
Molecule: messenger RNA, 1118 nt
Organism: Lacerta agilis (Sand lizard)
Lineage: Eukaryota; Metazoa; Chordata; Lepidosauria; Squamata; Lacertidae
Gene: GPR148
Product: G protein-coupled receptor 148
Exons: 1
Coding region: 35-1087 (350 amino acids)
Biological process (GO): G protein-coupled receptor signaling pathway
Cellular component (GO): membrane
Molecular function (GO): G protein-coupled receptor activity
Source: RefSeq, a predicted model, not a curated record